UAUUGUGUUUUUCGUUCGUUGCGAAAUGAGGAGACUGAGAUAUUUUACAAACUUAGUGUCUAUGUGGCAUGCAUACAUUUGUCAACGUUUUGGUACGAUGCCAGUAGUUGUAGCGAGAGCGGAAGGGAGGUCGUCGCAUACUCGUCACUUGUCAAGCUAAAUUGCCGUCUAGUGUUGUUUCUAAUGGCACUAGACUUCGUAGCAGGAUGUCUUGGAGGAUUGUCUGGUAUAGUAGUGGGGCAUCCUUUCGAUACCGUCAAGGUUCGCCUUCAGACUCAAGUAACCAAGCGAUACACAGGGACGUUCAAUUGUUUUACUCAGAUAAUAAAACAUGAAACGGUGUUUGGUUUGUACAAAGGCAUGCUUUCUCCAAUGGCCGGGGUAGGCCUCAUAAAUGCUAUCCUAUUUGGAGUCCAGGGUAAUCUAUCUCGUCUGCUGGAGCCAGGGUUAUCCAGUCAGUGCAUCGCUGGAGGAAUUGCAGGUGCUGUUCAGUCAAUUGUGUGCUGUCCAAUGGAAUUAGCAAAAACUCGUGUGCAAGUUCAAAGUUCUGCUAAGAAAGAAUACCAAGGUUCGUUUGAUUGCUUGCUAAAAAUCUACCAACAACAUGGUGUUAAAGGCUGUUACAAGGGGAUGACCUUAACACUACUGCGAGAAACCCCUGCCUUUGCUAUCUACUUUGGAACAUUCGAGUUAUUUUGCCACACACUGACACCUGAAGGAGAUAGCAUAGAUUGUAUUGGACCUCUGGCUAUACUGAUGGCAGGUGGAUUGAGUGGAAUUUCCUCAUGGGUUGUUACUUACCCAAUAGAUGUUGUGAAGUCAAGAUUACAGGCAGAUGAAAUUGGAAGGAAGCGUAAAUAUCAUGGCAUGUUGGAUUGUAUUCGUAAAACUUACAGAAGUGGUGGUUUGAGUGCAUUCUCGCAUGGGCUAACUGCGACAAUUCUUAGAGCUUUCCCAACCAAUGCAGCAACCUUCGCAACUGUUACAGUAACUCUUAGACUUGCUAGAAACCGUGAGAAACAACUCGAAUUUGCUUAGUACCGAUAAUCAAUUAUUUCAUGAUUGUACCAAUUUGUCGAAUAGUUUAUGGGUUGCCUUGUUGAACUGGGGGCUAAUGAGAUCAAUACAACACUAUGCUGUGUUUGAGCAUCGCUGGUUAGAUACACAAACUAGGCAAAUAAUGUUUAUAUCUGAGCAAAGCGAGAAAUUGAAGGGUGGGACAAUGUGGAGUGGGUGGGAUUUAAACACAAAAUGAUAAAAUAGCCAAAUAGCACUACAGGAAGUGUCAAUGUGUCUGUAAGGUUUAUUCUUAUAAUUGUCAUUACUGAGAGCUUACCACUCUCAAGUCAGUGAUAUUUAGGCUCACCUGAGUACUUUUUAGUAGUGGAGUACUAUUAGGCUAACGGUAGUGCCAUUUCUCCUUUUUGUCAUUUUGUAUUUUAAACAUGCCAUGUAUUUUAAACUUUUACACUUUAGAAACUUCUUAAAAUAAUUAAUAGCAUUAUCAAUCUUUCAAUGCUAACCUUGUAGCCUGAGACACUGUAAAAGAUAUGAAGUUAUUUGCAGUUAGGGAGCUAUCCUUCUGUAUUUUUGGUUUGGAUUAUUCUACUUAUAUAUUACAUCUAUAGCUAGUGUAGCAGCAUAAAUUUAAGAAAUGCAGCUGGUCCAUUUUUGUUCAAGAAAUCCACACAGUGGCUUAAAAAAAUAAGUACAAAGAACUUCUUGGUUUGAACAAACAAUGUGUGUUGAAUCACACAAGGUAGGAUGUAAAGAAUAUUUUGUUAAGAUAAUUUACCUUACAUGUACAAUGUAAUUUUCCAAAGGGUGAAAACAUACAUUUAUUUCAGGUUUGUAGGACUAAGAUGGGGUAUUCACAUUUUUAGCAGGGUAUCCAACUUGCACUCCAUUUGUUUGGGUGUUAAGUUUUAUUAAAAUAUAACAAUCCACACAUGGUGGGGAUAUAACUUUAAUUUGCCAUGAGAUAUCUGCUCAUUUUGUAUUGAGUUGUACUGAGGUUUAAUUUUAUUUAUUGUAUAAAAAUUUAUUUUGUAACUAAACAUAGUAAUAUAUUUAUCAAUUUAUUGCAUACCUGGUUAUCUCACUGAUGAAGUGCCCAGGAGUAAAAAGUCACACUAUUUUGCUGGUUACUAACAAGUAAGUUGUGAUUUUAGAACAAAAAGUUACUUUAGGCAAGCACAUAACUGCCUCAGGCAAACUAAAUUCUCAGUGAAGUUUAUCAGCAGUAGAUGUACAAGAAAGAAGACUCUAGUCAUAAAACGCACAAAUAUGUGACUAAUGAUAUGAAUGCUUGUAACUGUAAACCAAUAUAUUUAUUCUUCAGGUAGCCAUAUAUUUUGUUUGAGCAAUAAGUGCACAAAAUUAUGUACUUAAGAUCUGCUCAUAUUGUGGUAACAUUUUGGUAUAUGAAACACCUCAUUUCCCAAAAUGACCCUGCUUUCAAAUUCUCGAGAAAGUCUAUGUUAAGUUCACCUCUAAACCUUGUUAUUUUGAUUUGAUCUGACGUGAAACGUUCGGUUUAAUUAAAAUAUUGAAAACUUCAAAUUCAUUUUUCUCGCACAGGGUCAGCUUGAGAGCUUAAGUCUCGAUACGUUCUUCAUAACUGAAUUGUAUUCAAGAUGUUACCCUACUGUGAGUUUUUUUGGUAAUUUUAUUUUGUGCUUUUAUUGCUUGAAUGUUAAGUGCAAUUUGUCUUAUGUGUUUUUAGUUUGUUUAGCGGUAAAUAUGUUUUGUGGCUGUUAAAAUUUUGUAGGUUUUUUCGGUGUGCAAGUGCAAAUGCAAAUGAUGUAAGGAGUAUUUUCCUGUGAGAAAUGUACUAUGGUACAAAACAAAAGAAGAAAUAAAUGAAUUUUAGCAAUGUGACUGAUUGAUCUGA
Messenger RNA from Orbicella faveolata, 2893 nucleotides. Its product is annotated as mitochondrial basic amino acids transporter-like. Gene Ontology annotation, cellular component: mitochondrion. Gene Ontology annotation, molecular function: high-affinity L-arginine transmembrane transporter activity. Gene Ontology annotation, biological process: mitochondrial L-ornithine transmembrane transport. The record is from RefSeq and is a predicted model, not a curated record. NCBI's taxonomy places the organism in Eukaryota, Metazoa, Cnidaria, Anthozoa, Scleractinia, Merulinidae.